AUGUUUUUACUAUUGCUUCAGAUGCUGCUGAUUUCAUGGCUUGGAACAGCAGAGAAAAGAGGGGAAAUGCAGCUAAAAAAGAAGAGGAGAAUUCCACACAUCCUGCCCCAUGAUGUGCUCACAAAGUACUUAAAGGAAUCCAAAGGAACCCUGAGGGAGCCUGAGGGGUCAAUGGUAUCAUUGGCAGAAGUGGAAAUCAAACAGCAAGACUUGCCACAAAGACCUCAUUUUAUUUUCCCAAAUACUGUUCAGCAUGUGGCUGAUGAUUCGGGAAGCUGGGCUUCUGCAAGCAUAUCCACAUCCUCUACAGAUCUAAAACAUCCACAGACCAAGAAGGAAGCAGAGUCACCCUUCAGAAAAGAUGCCAAAAAAUUCUGGGACCUUUUUAUGUUGAAAACCAAGUCAAGAUCUGAAGAGGUGGUCCUUCCAAUCAAGAUAAAUGAGAUUUACCAGGAGAUUUGCAACAUGCUUCCUUUCUCUCAGAGCAUUAUACAUGAAAAUUGUGAAAAGCUGGUGAUAAGAAACAACCUGUGCUUUGGGAAAUGCAGUUCUCUCCACGUUCCUGGUGCUGGUCGCAUUUAUAGAUUUUGUUCCCACUGCUUGCCCACCAAGUUCUCCAUGAAGCAUCUGAAGAUGAAUUGCACAACGGUUAAUCCAGUAAUCAAGGUGGUUAUGAUUAUUGAAGAAUGCAAGUGUGAAGUUCAGAAUAGUAAUCAACCAGAAAUAGGGUUUCUACAUACAACUCUGUCUUCAAAUGAUCGUUAG
Candoia aspera is the source of this 765-nucleotide messenger RNA. It is a transcript of the gene CER1, whose product is annotated as cerberus 1, DAN family BMP antagonist. Lineage: Eukaryota; Metazoa; Chordata; Lepidosauria; Squamata; Candoiidae. The coding region runs from base 1 to 765 and encodes 254 amino acids. The transcript has 2 exons. The record is from RefSeq and is a predicted model, not a curated record.